Vollenhovia emeryi is the source of this 1157-nucleotide messenger RNA. RefSeq lists its product as uncharacterized. The coding region runs from base 254 to 1000 and encodes 248 amino acids. Lineage: Eukaryota; Metazoa; Arthropoda; Insecta; Hymenoptera; Formicidae. The record is from RefSeq and is a predicted model, not a curated record. The transcript has 4 exons.
AUAACAAGAGCAUUCGAAUGGCAGUCACGUCAUUCUGUGGUUAUCUGGUUUAUUUUACACAAUGUUGCAUCAAAUUAAUGUAUUCUUCUUAUCAAAUUACAAAAUCAAAGGCUAUCCUUAGGGACAGGAAAAUUAAAGGAUACGAAAACUUCGGAGGAAUUUUACCCUUAGGGUCUCCGCGUCUUGGUCCAGCGUGUGCCCAAUUUCAGUCUUCCGUUGGCGUCGAAGCGUGCCGGUUGUGCAGCCUACCAUCAUGAUAUCUAAGUGGCUUCUCGUAUCUCUUCUGGCUUUAGGAGUCCAGAACAUAUCUGCGGGCAAUACCAUCAGCAAUUUUAUCGAUGUAACUAAAUUCAAUAUGGUGUUCUACGAUCCGAUGACGCAGCUAUCAUUGAAAGGUGCACUGGAGAAUAUCGGUCGUGGCCCCUUUUCCGGGGUCGGUUUCCGUGGUGUAAAAUGUGACUGCGAGGGUUUAACUUGUGGCUGUUGCAGCGGUAUCAAUGUAACCACAUUCAACUUCAACCGUAAAGCCUGCACAAAUUUCACCUACUACCCCGAGAAUCUCGCCAUCAAAUUAAAUUUUGUAUUAAACGAUAAAGAAAUUGUCACUUCGGGUGUGAUAUCUGCUAAUAAUCCAGCACCGUUCUGCGUACCUGUCUAUCCUCCUUUCAUGUCCUUCUGCGUACGAUUGUACGAUGUCUUCAUGAUGGGUAGAAAUCUGCACGCGUGCGUCGAUCUGGAGGUACUUGCGGUGACAUGGCCAGUCCUGGUUUUGCACUUCGAUUGUAUAAAGAUCGGCGCGGAUGGAAUAUCUUGGAUGAAACCCGGUGACAGUGACAAUUUUCCUCAAAUGGUACAAAUGGGGAUAGUCAUGCCGGAAGUGAAUGGGCCGGAAAUAUACGACCAAGUUAACUUUGAGACAGAUCCCGUUGAGCUUCUAAACGAUCAAACUUUGAGUAUGACGCCCGAGGAAGAAAAUAACAUCGGCCAGUUAAAGUUGUGAUGUCCACAUAAUUAUAAAAUUAUAUAUGCACGCGAGACGUUAUUAUUAAGCUAUAAAUGUUAUAUCUAUCAGUGAAUAUGUUUUAUUUAUUAUUAUAUAAUAUAUGUAUAUGUAUUCCUGAUGUGACGAUAAAGUGUAUCACAACUAUAGCUUCGAA